This is a messenger RNA of Formica exsecta, 3390 nucleotides long. Its product is annotated as probable glutamate receptor. Gene Ontology annotation, molecular function: glutamate-gated receptor activity. The coding region runs from base 1393 to 3381 and encodes 662 amino acids. The record is from RefSeq and is a predicted model, not a curated record. The transcript has 10 exons. Gene Ontology annotation, cellular component: membrane. Lineage: Eukaryota; Metazoa; Arthropoda; Insecta; Hymenoptera; Formicidae.
GUGACUUCUAAAAAUAAACGUAACUUUACAGAUUAUUCAUUAUUCAUUACACAUACAAGCCACGGAAUUAUCACUAUUUUUGUAUUCUUGUGUCAGUUCUAGCUGUUUGUUUAGCUUGCGAUUAUUACGAGCAAUAUGACAUUACAUGUUGCUUUUUCUGAUGUUAAAUAAUAUAAUUUUCCAUCUAUAUAAGUCAAAAGAUCAUUUCAUAUUCCGUAGUUUCUUUUGGGUUAUUAUUCCAUUUAUGCUGGUCAUAUGUCAUUAUUAUUAUACAUAUCAUGUGCGGUUGAUGCAAUCAAAAAACAUACUAUUGACAUACACAUAUAAAGUAUCUUUUGUAUUUUAAUGCUUGUUUGAAAAGUUUGACAAUUAUAACAUCUACAUAUUAUUAAAUAUUUUAUGGUUGCGUUUUGUCGUAUAUCAAUUUCUGCAUUUAAAAAAACAUCUUACUGAUGCUUUUUUUUUGCUGAUUAUGUUAUUGAAUAUAUAUAACAGUAUAUAUAGCACACAAUUACGCUAAUCGUUUUUUAAUAAAAAAGUCCGUGUUGAUAAAUAGAACGAACUGAUAAUGCUGAUAUAAUUAUAUAAUUUUUAGCUUUUAUUAUACAUCAACAUAAUAAUUUAAUCAUUAAUUUAAUUUUUGUUUAAGUAUAAGUAUUAUUUAUAACAGAAUAAGCUAUUUUUUAGAUUUCGAUAUGUAUGACUAUUGAAUUGGGAUCAAAAUAUCCAAUUGACGUCGUUUCCUAUGACAAGAAUAUCCAACAAACAAAUCAGUUGUUUAACUUGUAUAAAUCUACCAGCAAAGUUUAUAAAUUAUUUCGUUUACUAAACAAUAUUCCGCUCAAAAUCACCGCUCGGACGGUGUACAGAGAAUUGUUUGAAUAGCGACCUAGUCCGAUUUGCACAAACGGGAGAGCAAAUACACGAAGAGAACAAACAUAUAAUUUAUUCGAGACUCGCGGAAUCGAUGCGUCUGCCAGUCGAUCUCUCGUUUACUCGCUGUUUCUUGCUAUUUAAAUUUUCUCGUGUAAGUACAAAAUCUCGUUUAGUUUUUCGCGUUUCAAUUGCUUUGAAUCUGUAAAAUCGAUCGUCCAUCAUAUUAUACAACCGUUGUUUUUCUGUCUAACAAUCGAUUAAACACCAUCGGAGCGCGAAUGGAAUCGUGUGUUAUGUUUUAAUACUGACUAGGCAACGCGGAUAAAAUCGUGUGACGCUGAUUUAUCCCGUUAUUAUCUGAUAUCUAAAUUGAUUCCCUCCCGUCGCGAUCGGCGACCAGCAGUACGGAUGCGACGACGGUAAAAUACAAUAGAUUUGAAAACAUCGAGAUCCGUCUUGUCGAACUGGUUCGUGAGAUCGAUUGAAUUUCAGCGCGACGCGAUUACUCGGCGAAGAAUGCCUCGUAAAUUCAGUAUCUCCUUGAUCUCAAGUUUGAUCGUCUUUAUAUGCAUAAUAGUGAUGUUUGACCUCGUGCGGGGUCAGUUAAUCAGACCGAAUUACGUGUACGAGGGCCUGAUCAGAGAUAUCCGCACUUACUUCAAUAAUUCGUGCAUCAUACUCUUGCAUUCUGAAUCGAAUCCUAUUGAGACGCAGGGUGAGAAGCAGAUGGAGAAACUGAAAAUUUUAUUUAUCGGUAUCGAUUCUUCGCAUACUGAAGGCUGUUACCUUGCAGGACUUACGGAAGCCGAUCGCUUGCUGCAUCUUCAAAAAUACCUGAGCUUGACUCUUCAUAUACGUACUGCACUCAUGGAUUUUAAUAUGUUCACAACGCGAGUCGGGGAAAGUUAUCAUAACAUCAAGAGGCCUCUGUUCGUUCUAUUAAACGACAAUGAAGAUACAAGAAAUAAUUUUGUAAAUCAGGUCUCUACGUGGAUCACGAUGUCUUAUCCGACUUGGCUGGUCUUCUUCGAUAACACGAACAACUUGACAGAUUUCUUCUUCGACGUUUACGUACCAUUCGAUUCUAAGUUUAUGGUGGCUCAAAGCAUCAACGAAACCGAUAAGGAGAUCAUCACUGAAGUUUAUCAAGUUUAUAAAGAUAAAGAACUGAGAUUGGAUCGAUUCGGUGUGUGGGAUCCGGAGGAAGGUCUGAAAGGGCCUCCACACGGCCUAUAUUUACGAAGGAACGAUCUUUUCGGCCAUAACUUACGCGUUGCGUCGCUCCAAGACCCUCCUGUCAGUCUGUUUCAUCGUAAUGAAAAGAAUGAAGUAAUAGGAAUUUAUGGCUUUUUUGGGAAAAUAGUUUUACUAUUACAGGAGGAAUUGAAUUGCACAUUCACAUACCGGGAAGCCGGAUCGUGGGGCGUGUGUCCACCAAAUGGCUCGUGCACAGGUGCAAUCGGAAUGUUGAAGAACGAUGAAAUUGACUUCGCGGCGACAGAAUUCAUGAUGACUAAGCAGAGACUAAGCUUCGUCACUUUUACAACACCCAUUUUCUCGACAAAAGUCCGUCCAUACGUUAAGAGGCCAAAGUCGACGAGUAUAAUAAAAUGGGAUGCUUACGUGGCUCCCUUUUCCAUAAACAUUUGGAGGGUUAUCGCUCUUUUCAUAAUAAUCAUGAGCGCAUCCAUUGUGUUUAUUCAAAAACUUUUUGCAUUCGUACAUCUGCAAGACAAUAACUCACCAUCAAGAUUUACAGAGAUUUUAUUUUUUAUCACAGGAGCAUUCUGCAAUCAAGGUAUGCAACAAUCUAUGCUGGAUCCUGUAAGAAUGGUGCAUUUAGUAACUUAUUUGACGGCGGUCAUAAUCUUAGCCGCAUAUUCUGCCGCCUUAAUUAGCUUUCUUACUGUCAACACAUUUGUCAUGCCUUUUACGACUAUGGAGGGACUCUUGAAAGAUGAAUCUUUCCGUUGCGGCGUGAUUGGUAAUUCGGCCUACUAUGCUUUUCUUCAGCAUUCGACAGACGAGGUAAUGAGCCAGGUGUUUACUAAACUAAUAAAAAAAGAAAAAAAAUUGCCAACAAGUUAUUUGGAAGGUAUCGAACUCGUUUGCAAAGAGGAUAAAUACGCCUUUGUUGCACUCGACAAUAUGGCAGCGUUGCUGCAACAGAAUGUCGAUUGCAAGUUGGAGCCAUUGGAUAUCAUCACGCCUGCUACUAUAGCGAUGGCCCUACAACGCAACAGCCCUUUUCGCGGUAUUAUUAAUACACAUAUCUUGCUGCUGAGAGACAGUGGAAUCUUGCAACGUUUACUGGAAACGCAAUGGUCGGUCCAGUUAGGCGCAUCGACAUCAUCGUGGAAAUCGGUCGAGAUUGGUGAUAUAAUGCCAUUACUGUUUCUCAUAAUCAUCGCUUCGUUUAUCAGCUAUCUUGUCUACAUUAUAGAACACAUCACCUAUAAAAUUUAUCAAGCAGGUCAAGUUAAAUCGCAACAAUCGAAAAAAUAAACAGAGGAU